Molecule: messenger RNA, 6514 nt
Organism: Harpia harpyja (harpy eagle)
Lineage: Eukaryota; Metazoa; Chordata; Aves; Accipitriformes; Accipitridae
Gene: ZBTB7A
Product: zinc finger and BTB domain containing 7A
Exons: 3
Coding region: 2889-4532 (547 amino acids)
Biological process (GO): regulation of transcription by RNA polymerase II
Molecular function (GO): protein binding; RNA polymerase II cis-regulatory region sequence-specific DNA binding; DNA-binding transcription factor activity, RNA polymerase II-specific
Source: RefSeq, a predicted model, not a curated record
GUGCUGGUCCGAGUUCAAGAUUAGCCGUGUUCCCCGUGCUGUUAAUUGUCUUGGCUAUCGAAACCAUAACUUAUUAUAUAAGUACUUUAUAGACACGGGUAGAGAAGGUCUCUGCCUGGAAGAAUUUACAGCCUAAUGAGGGUUGAAGUUGUGUGCAGUGGAGCUAAAAGGUCAUCCCGUCAUUUUAAAAAGUGUUGGUUGUUUUUUUUUGUUUGGGGUGGGUUUUUUGUUUUUUUUUUUAAGGAAAUGUUUUAUUUCUGAAUGUUUCUGCUGGUCCUGGUUGGAAAUUGCAGUAUGUGGGCACUUCUGGAGGCUGAUCAGGAAGAGACGGGCUGGCUUAAUUCUGAUGGUGUGCUGGAGAUGUUGUAUUUAAACAACUUUUAAAAGGGGAAGGAAAAAAAAAAAGAGAGAGAGACAGAGGGAAACUGAGCAGUUUAUUAGAGAGGAGCCAUUCUUGUUUAAUAUUCAUUCUGGCCCCUGUUUAGGCUUGUUCUGGUGAAAGAGGGAGUGAAGAGGCGCAACCCAAACAUGGGUGAGAUGGUGGGAUUUUUCCACCAAGCCUUAAUUGCGUUAGUAACUCAGGGGAGGGUUUUGCAAGGCAUGAGCUCUUAAUAAAUUUGGUGGUGAAUGAAAGUAGUUCUUCAUUUUCUGCUGAUCUGCAAGUCUUUAUUUUUUGCUCUUUAUUUUUUGCUCAUAUAUGCAUCUUGUCGCUUUGUGGUAGCGGGUCCGAUGAUGAUCUUUAGCUGUAUUGUGGGCUUAAUAAGAAGCUCUGCUUUGCAGAGGUGCUGGGCCAGCCGCGGCUGGGUGGAAUUAAUUUGGCAUGGUGAAUGCGGUGGGUUUGCUUUGUGUUUUGUGACUUUUAAAGCAGAAUUGAAAAUUACAGUUGUUUUCCCGGCGUGAGAAUCUGGAUGUCGGCAUGGGACGCAAAUCAGGGAAGAAAUUUAUGCUUAUAUCGAGGUGCUGUGAUGGUUUGGUUGCACUGCCUGUCUUACUCGAGACCUCGUUUGGCAGAUAAAGUGCUACCUGAGUGCUGGGUUUUAACUCUGUAGAAUCGAAUCCCCUGCAGGUGUCCAACCUAAAAACUGGGGGGGGGGGGGCUGUGAAAUUCCUGGUCUGCACUUGAGACAGAGCCUAAAUGCUUGAGAACUGUGGCUUAAUCUUGAUUAAAACUGACACUUCAGGAUUUUUUUCCCAGUCUCAGGAUGCUGCGUUUAUUGAAAGAGAAGACUUCUGUGGCAAACAAUUAAAAUCCUACUGGUUAUCUUGCAUAGUCAAAGCAAUAAAUAGUUGCUCUUAACUAUGCUCUCAACCAGCCUUAACCUCAAAUUUGAAGAGACUGGUUUCAAUCUGUAAUUAAAAGCCUUUUGACGAGCAAAACUCGGGGAAAGGGAGAAAGACAGUGAGUCCCUAGGAUGAAGAGAAGCAUUUGCACCCAAUCCCAUGACUCUUUGAUCCAAACCGGCGCAUGUUUGUGUUCCCGAUUGGCGUUAGCCGUGUGUCUGUCCCGAUACCUGUGCCUGGAGCAUCCCGCUGGUCCUGGAGGAGCUCUGGUAGGACGUCAGAGCGGGAGUAAACGAGGUCAGACAGGCGUCGGGAUCCUCCGCGAGUAUCCAGGGACAAUUGUUUCUCGCCCAGCUCCCUGGCCGUAUCGUCUUCCCUCCGUGCAUAGUUUCAGUUUCCCUGCCUCCCCGGUGUCAUUGCUGGCUCCUGUAGCAGAGUCCAGACAUGACUUCCACAGUGCAAACGGUGCAAAAGUCGUUCUGUGCCUCGAAUCGCGGUGGGGCUCCUUCCCCAACCCCGGAGACCCAGCCGUCUGAGGGACUUGUAAAUCUUCCUGCGAGAUCUCGGGCAGCAGCUCCUGGCUGCAGGUGGAAGGAAACUAUAGGGAUCAGCGUCCUCUCUUAAUGUGACAAGGUGCGAGAAACUGGAAACUGGUGCGAGCUGCCCCGUGGCUGCAGGUGGGAGCCAAGGCCACGUCGGUGAGAUGAGCCGCAGAUCCCCUGGCAAUCAGCGGCUUUCCGACGCCGUUGCUUCGCCGACCCCUUAAAAAAUGCGUACAGCCGGACUGUCAGGAGCGCAGUCUCCCUGACGACAGCCUUGCUGUCUCGAACACUUUUUGCCGAUCUCCUCCAAGCUGUGCAUGGAUCCGUGUGCCCUUCUGGGGUGCCAGGGUCCGGGCAGAAACACACGGCGCAGGCGCUUGCUGGGUGAUUUCUUUGCCUGUGAAGGGUCAGCACUUUCGGGACCCUUUUCCUCCCGCUUUCCACCCCUGUGGUUCCGUAAUGCCCAUCUGAAACUGCGUGAAAUCCUCUCCCUGUUGCGGGAAGGACUGCUGCUCUGCUUUUUUUUAAGAGCAGGGGAUGCUCCCAAGCGUCCCAGCGCUGUUUUAACUCCCUCUUGCCUGCUCUUAAACUGCAGUUGUGUGCCCUGUUUCCUUCCUGGUUCGUGCACCUACUUAUUUCCCACCGGCAAACUGGAAACCAGUAAGUAGAUUUUUUCUUUUUUUUUUCUUUUCUUUUUUUUUUUUUUUUUGUUUGCUUGAGUGCCUACCCGACACGGAGCUGGGCAAGCAUCGAAGGUAGGCUUGUAGCUACAGGUUGCUGCUCUCUAGUUACUCGGAGCCUCUUGCCCCAACAGGCAGAGUACAUGCGGGUACCGGUUCAGCGUUCCCUCCCUUCAUCCCCGUGCUGCCCAGUCGUGCGCCGAGGAGGGAAGGAAAAGAGCUUCAUGGCAGGACAGCAUUGCCGGGGAUGAAGCGCGUGGCAUGCUUGCUCUCAGGAUUCGCUUUUGCACGUCGCGUGGAGUCAAGAACGGCGAGACGAGCUGUCUGUUUAUCCACAAACUAGGAACUACAUAAGGGACUGCCCUGCCCGCCUUUUGCAUCGAAGAUGGCGGGUGGCGUGGACGGCCCCAUAGGGAUCCCGUUCCCUGAUCACAGCAGCGACAUCCUCAGCAGUCUGAAUGAGCAGAGAAACAACGGGCUGUUGUGCGACGUGAUCAUCUUGGUGGAAGGCCAGGAGUUCCCCACCCACCGCUCCGUCCUGGCGGCGUGCAGCCAGUACUUCAAGAAGCUCUUCACCUCAGGGUUAGUGGUGGACCAGCAAAACGUGUAUGAGAUAGACUUUGUGAGUGCGGACGCCUUGUCGGCUCUGCUGGAGUUCGCUUACACCGCGACCCUUACUGUCAGCACUUCAAAUGUCAAUGACAUCCUCAAUGCCGCCACACUGCUGGAGAUCCCGGCGGUAAGGGAUGUUUGCACGGAUCUCCUGGACAGGAAGAUUCUGGCCAAAAAUGACCAGAUGGAUACAGUAGAUCAAAUUGAUCAAAGGAACCAUCUCAGAGCAAAAGAGUACCUGGAGUUCUUCCAGAGCAACCCCGUCAAUGGCCACCAAGGCAGCUUUCCGUGGACCAACCCAGAGUUGAGAGACCUUCAGAGACUGAACUUCCGAGGCCAAGAGGAGGAGGAGGAGCCGGACUGCAAUGGCAUAGAAUUCUACUCGCAAGCCCCCCUAAACGAAAGACCAAAGCCGAAUGACUGUGAUCCUGACAGCAAUUCAGCCAUGUGGCUGGACAGAGAGGAGGAGGAGGCGGCUCCUGGCUCCUUGUUUUCACCUUCUCAGAAUGGACAUUACAGCGGCCGUGGCCUGCCCACACCGGGAGAAGAGGAGGGGACCCCGGGGGGGCCUCUGGACCAGCAGGAAGCCGGUGACUCCCCCAGCUUCGUUCCUGCUGGAGCGGAGACGGAGGAUGAUGUGAGGGAGGUGGAUGGCUUGGCUGCUAGCGCCCUGCUGCAGCAAAUGAUGAGUUCCGUGGGGAGACAGCAGCUCGGGGAGGAUGACCGAAAGGAUGACGAUGGGGUCAUGGAUUAUUACUUGAAAUAUUUCGGCAGUUCGAACGAGGGCGACGUCUAUCCGUCCUGGUCCCAGAAGGUGGAGAAGAAGAUCAGGGCAAAAGCAUUCCAAAAGUGCCCCAUCUGCGAGAAGGUGAUCCAGGGGGCUGGCAAGCUGCCGCGCCACAUCCGCACCCACACCGGGGAGAAGCCCUACGAGUGCAACAUCUGCAAAGUCCGAUUCACCAGGCAGGACAAGCUGAAGGUUCACAUGAGGAAACACACCGGGGAGAAGCCGUACUUGUGCCAGCAAUGCGGCGCCGCUUUCGCUCACAACUACGACUUGAAGAACCACAUGCGCGUCCACACCGGCCUGCGGCCCUACCAGUGCGACAGCUGCUUCAAGACUUUCGUCCGCUCCGACCACUUGCACAGGCACCUUAAAAAAGAUGGAUGCAACGGUAUUCCAUCCAGGAGGGGCCGUAAACCCCGGGUGAGAGAUGCCGGGGGUCUGCCUACCACCCCUACGGGGAACCCCGAAGAUGGAAGUUUUCAAGCCGGUGGGGAGAGUCAAGAAUCAGAGGACACCCUGCAGAGGAACGGCCAGGAGCAGCAGCACUUUGAGGAUAAUUCAAAUAAUGAAGCAUCAGGAUUGAAUGUAGCAGGAGGGUCGUCUGAGGGUAACACGCAAGGACUCUCCUAAACCAAAAAAACAAAGUGUCACAAAAUCUAGUUAGUACUUUUCCUCCGAUUUUUCUCUUUAAAGAUGUUUCUCUCCCUUUUUUUUAAAAAAAAAACAGAAAAAAAUAUAUAUAUAUAUUAUGUUUCCAAUCUUCCCAUCGUAAGCAGGGCUCCCCCGAGGAUCCCUCAGUAGCCAAGGACCUUUUCUUGGAAAGGCAGAUGCUAGGAAGCACAGGGUGGGGAUGGAAAGUGGCUCUGUCACAUGGAAAAGAGCUUCCAUGUAAAUCCAAAGCUUUAUUUUGUGUCCAAACACACGUUAAAAAAAAAAAAAAAACAAACCUAUUUCAGAGAGAGAUCUAUUUAAGAAAAAAAAAAGCAAAAAUAGAAAAAAAAAAGUGGUAGGAGUGGAAGGGCUCUUUCAGGGCGGGCGGUACACGGUGCCUCGGAGGGCCGGGGGGAGCGGGGCCAGCCUUCCCCCCUCCGCUUUUUGGGAAGUUAAAGCUCCAGUGGCGCAAGAUGUUUGGUCGUUGCUGCGUCCCGAGGUGGAGAUGGCUCCUUCCAGGGAGAUCGGGGUCGGUUUUUUGGGGUAAGGGGGCGUGGGUCCUUCCCACCAGCCCCGGCGCGAAGCCGAAUUUGCCAGAGAGGGGAGCCGACGGCAGCGGCUCGGUGUAGAAAAUUGCCGAAAAUUGCCUAAUCGUGUGAGUGGACAACCAAGAUUUUGCAGGGUCGCUGUCGGCAGCGGGUGUCGGACACCCCGGAUUGGGGACACCCCGGGUUGGGGACACCCGGGACCGGGGGACACCGGCUCAGCCGGAGCCACGCCGGUGCCACCGCCAACGGGUAACGCCGGGCGAGGGUGCGUCCGUCCCCGCGUGCGUCCCUAUCCCGGGGUGUCCGGCUCAUCCCGGGAAGGGGCUGAGACGGAUCCGGCACAGCACAGAUCCCACCGACCCCUUCCCAGCACCCGCUGCCCAGGCAGAAUUUGGGGCUGGGGGGAGAAAACCCUCCCCCCUAGGCUAUUUUAGGCACUGGGUCAGCGCAGCAGUGUUCCCAUAUGCCCCGAAAGCGCCUAAAAAUGGCAAAUUCCUUUUAAAAAAGGUUAUUUGAGGUCUCCCUUAAAGGGGCAGGAGGCCUUUGGGCGGGGGGGGGCGGCACGAACUGCAGCGGCCCCAGCUCCCCGCAGCCCCCGUUCCCUAUAUAUAUAUAUAUGUAUGUGUAUAUAUAUAUAUAUAUAUAUAUGCGCUAUAUGGCUCUAGAGGCGGGUAUAUAACCCUCGGGGUUAGCAGAGGACGAUAAGAAAAGGCACCUUUCAGCUGGUCACCUGUUUUCUAAAUGCACAUUUUUAAAUGAAAAAGAGAUUUUAAGCCCUUUAUUUUGAAAGCACUUUUUAGAUUCUCUUCCUUUUUUUUUUUUUUUUGGUCUUUUUUUUGGUUUUUUUUUUUUUCCUUUUGGUGUUUUGUUUUUACUUUCAAAGCAAGAGCAGGUUUGGCCGAAUGUAUUUUGGAGAGGGAGUGAGAGGGGAGUGUGUGCUGGGGGGGGAGGGCUGAGUGGUGGGGGUGGGGGAGAGAUGGAUGUUUAUUUAAUGCAGAAAAAGCAAUAAAAAAUAAAAAAAAAACCAUGAUAAAAAAAUAAAAAAAAAAAACAAACAAAGAAGUCUUAGCACUUUGCGAUGGAACGGGUACUUUGAGAUCACUUUAUCUUAAUUUAAAAAGCAAAAGCAAAACAUGUUUACAAGUCAAAACCAACUUCUACGGAGAAAAAAUAUUAUUAAAAAAAAAAAUCCUAAAUUUAUUUUUGUAAGAAAAAUGUGUAUAUAUAUAUAUAUAUUUAAAAAAAAAAAUCAUAGGCAGAAUCCAAGUUCUAUUUCAUGGAGUAAUAAAAGCCGCAAGGUGUCCGAUGGGAGGAACGAUGCUAAUUAGGUUCUGUGACAUGCCCUGACACCAGACCCUCCGAAGUCGUUUGCACUUCGUGAAUAAAAAAAAAAACAAAAAAACAAAAAAAAAA